GUGCCCCUAUUUAUAUUCUUAACAACUUAAUUUUCCUCAUGCAGGCCAGCGCCAAAGACACAGGAUGUCUGUAUGCAGCAAUACAUCAUCGGCUGGUUGCACUUCGAAGCUUCAAUAAACAGAAAGAUGUAAAUCAAGCUGAAAGCCAGUCAGAAACAAGCCUCCAACAAUUAAACUGCGAAAGCUGUGAUGAGGAUGAGGAUGAUUUCAUCCAAGUCACUAAAAAUAGAUCAGAUCCUUCUAGGUGGACCCACAGACAGUCGGUUGCCUGUUCAUGAACGCUAUCUACUAUAAACGUGACAACAUCUACAAAAAGAUUGGUCAUCUUACUGAAAAUACUAAGCCAUCCUAACUAAAUGAGAAGAUCCUAUUCGUUCCUUGAAGAGUUUUUACAGCACAGUUCAUGAAAGAUAAUUUGUUGCAAUUAAGAUUUUUCUUUUAUAUAGUCUAAUAAUUGCAAGGUUUUAUAUUUUGAUUAUUGUGGAGAAAAUGACAGAAUUUAAGAAAUACACGGACUUUGGAAGUUCAAAAUUUAUCAUUUUUGAAGAAGCUAAUUUAGAAUAGGAUUUGAUAACUAAUUUGGACUAUUCAUCACAUUGGUGGAUAUAAUAGUUCAAAUAAAUUUCUGGAUUUCAUAAAUAUCUAACUAAAAUAUUUUUUCAGUCAUACAUUGCCUGGUCAUAAAACAAAUAUUUUACAAGAUUUCCAGUCAUUUCUUCCAAAACACUAUAUCUGCAUGCUAACAUUUCAUUAAGUCAUGUUUCUCUUCUGGGAAAUGUGUAUUUUCAUUUAACCUUUGGAUUUACUACUACUAUAAGAUUAUAUAUUCAUGGUAUGAAUUCCUUUAAAGAUAGUGUUGUCUUGGACCUGUAUCCAUUGCACCUUGUGUAUGCUUGACUCCAGUUCAGCAUCCAAUAGUUGUUGAAGGGAUGAACAAAAUACAUUAACUAUGUAACAAAACAGUAAGUAUACAAAAAGUAAAAUAUGUUAACUUGUUCUUUGCUUUAUGUAAUUAGAUUGUCAUUAAUAGUCUAAUGGGUGUAGCUGUAUAGAGACCUUUUAAAAAAAACAAAUAUAUUCAUAUAUACCCAAAUGAA
Molecule: messenger RNA, 1097 nt
Organism: Leptonychotes weddellii (Weddell seal)
Lineage: Eukaryota; Metazoa; Chordata; Mammalia; Carnivora; Phocidae
Source: RefSeq, a predicted model, not a curated record